Molecule: messenger RNA, 1557 nt
Organism: Lodderomyces parapsilosis
Lineage: Eukaryota; Fungi; Ascomycota; Pichiomycetes; Serinales; Debaryomycetaceae
Exons: 1
Coding region: 1-1557 (518 amino acids)
Biological process (GO): plasma membrane lactate transport
Cellular component (GO): plasma membrane
Molecular function (GO): secondary active monocarboxylate transmembrane transporter activity
Source: RefSeq, a predicted model, not a curated record
AUGAAAGAUAAAGUUGAAGUUGAACACAUAUCACCUUACUCGUCAUCGAGUCAUCAGCUGGUUCUUGAGGAUGACCAUCAUGAUUUAUUUAACGAAAAGCCUGAUUUAUCCUGGCCAUCUAUCAAAAACUAUCUUGCCACAAGAAUUCCAAAGAUGUUGGAUUUACCAUUGUACUACCAGGAAAAGAAAUGGUACCAAGUCCUUAAUCCUAUUACUGGCUUAAAAGAGAUGUCAACUUUGGACUGGCAUUUUUAUUUCUUGGGUUUCCUUGCUUGGUCAUUGGAUGCAAUGGACUUUUUUUGUGUUUCUGUGUCGGCUCCUGAAAUUGCUGCUACUUUGAAAGUAAGUGUGACUGAUAUAACUUGGGGUGUGACUUUGGUAUUGAUGCUUAGAUCAGUAGGAGCAAUCAUUUUUGGAGUUGCUGCUGACAGGUUCGGCAGAAAGUGGUGCUAUAUUGCGGUCUGUGGAUUAUUUAUCCCCGUUGAAAUAGGUACUGGAUUUGUACAAACCUACCAGCAGUUCUUGGGAGUUAGAGCUAUCUUUGGUAUCUUAAUGGGUGCUAUGUAUCCUAUAGCUAUGGUGACGGCAAUCGAAGGUCAGCCGACAGUAGCUAGGUCUGCGUUAUCUGGUUUGUUUGUUCCAGGAUACUGCUUUGGAUACAUCUUGGCAAUGGUGUUCUAUAGGGCUUUCUCGGGCACUUACAAAGAAGGUGAAGGUUGGAGGAGCUUGUUCUGGUUCAGUGCUGGGUUGAGUGUGUUGCUAAUUGCGUGGAGAUUUUUGAUACCUGAAUCUCCUGACUUCCUUGCAACGAGGGAGAAAAAAAGGCGUUACAACAAGGUGAGUAAACCCAAGUUUGGGUUUAUCGACAAGAGUGUUUUGCAAACGUUGAAAACUGAAUGGUUAUUAUUCAUCUAUCUUGUAUUGUUAUACAGCGGGUGGAACUUCACUACCCAUGGUUCGCAAGACUUGUACGUCACUAUGCUUACCAAGCAGUUUAAUGUGAGUAUAAACAAAAAGACUGUGAUUGUUGUUGUGAGUAACAUUGGCGGCAUGAUUGGUGGUUCCGUUAUGGGAAAUGCCUCAGAGCUCCUUGGCCGAAGACUUACUGUUGUCAUAUGUAUUCUUUUCAGUAGUGCUUUCUUAUACCCAUCUUUCUUUGAUGCGGAUAAGAACUGGUGGGCCUAUGUUUUUUUGAUUGCUGGUAAUAUGGGAUCUUGGAGCAUCUCAUCAGUGUACUUGAUGGAGGUGGUUAACAAAGCGAAUAGAACUUUAAUAUCAGGUUUGGCGUACCAAUUGGGAAACUUGGUUAGUUCAGCUAGUGCUACAAUUGAAGCUAGACUCGGGGAACUGUUCCCACUUGAAGGUGGUGCCGGAGACAUGUACGAUUAUGGGAAAGUCAUGUGCAUAUUCUGUGGUGCUAUUUUUGCUUACAUGAUUGUCUGCAUCACCCUUGGACCUGAAAAGUUCCACAAUAACACAGACGUUGGAAAUAAGGAAAGCGUGGGGAUGGAAGAUACAGAGAGUAAGGAGAAAGUCCAACUCAAAAGCUUAGAUUAG